Selaginella moellendorffii is the source of this 1903-nucleotide messenger RNA. Its product is annotated as RING-H2 finger protein ATL2. The transcript is spliced from 2 exons. Gene Ontology annotation, biological process: protein ubiquitination. The coding region runs from base 199 to 1623 and encodes 474 amino acids. The record is from RefSeq and is a predicted model, not a curated record. Gene Ontology annotation, molecular function: transferase activity. NCBI's taxonomy places the organism in Eukaryota, Viridiplantae, Streptophyta, Lycopodiopsida, Selaginellales, Selaginellaceae.
UGGCCGUUGGAUCCUGGCGACGGUCCAGAUGCGGUCCGGAGCGUUGAAAAUGAGAGAGGCAGGGGGUAGACGGAGAGAAAGAAAAAGAAAACGAGCUCUCGUCUCUCCUCUCUUUAGGGCGCAUAGAACACGACUGGCCCUCGCUUCGCUCCGCGAGAUUCAUCUGAUGGAAGAAUCGCGCAAUCCAGAGCUAUAGCAAUGACGGAGCCUCAUCUCCACACCUCGCGCUCCAAGGAUCUCGCAAGAACACACAGGAAUUUCCAACAAUCAUCCAAGAACCGCGCCAUGGCGCCGCAAGACUACGCAGUUCCCACUGUCGAUGAUCCAGGAUUUCCAUUCCCCUUCCCCCCUUACAGCUCCUAUCCACCCUGGUACUGGCCUCCCUAUCCCCCUGUCGAUUUCUUCCCUCCUCCAUCCCCUCGCUCCUCCUCCUCGGGCGGUGGCAUCAGCAGGACGUCCAUCCUCACUCCCGCGAUCGUGGCCAGCGUCGCGCUCCUCGGCAGCGCGAUCCUCCUCGUCAGCUACUACAAGGUCUUCGCAAAGUACUGCAGCGCGUGGCAGAUCUUCUGGGGUCUCAGCGGCCGGGGCGGCGGUGGCAAUCGCCGCGGUCGCGGCGAGAAUCUCCAUGGGGCGUCGUCGAGCGCCGGGGAUGUAGAACAGGGCUGGCUGCUGGCCAUGAACACCGGCCUGGACGAAUCCAUCGUCAAGAAGAUCCCGGUCUACGUCUAUCGCGUCGGCGGCGAGGGCGUGGUGGGCAGCAGCGAGUGCGUGGUGUGCCUGGGCGAAUUCGAGGAGGACGACGAGCUACGCAUCCUCCCAAAGUGCUUGCACGCCUUCCAUCUCUCGUGCAUCGACGUCUGGCUGCGAUCGCACUCCAAUUGCCCGCUGUGCCGCGCGCCAGUGGUGGCACCGCCGGAUCAACACCCGAUCGCGCCACUGCUGCUCACUCCACCGAUCCAGACGAUGGGCGAUCCAGAAGGAGGUGGUGAUGAUCAAGAGCGCCAACUUCAUCCACCGGAGCUGGAGGAGCCGCAUUGCGAUGAUCGAGGGGACGAAGAGCUCAUGAGGAAGCAGCGGCUGCCGAGAUCGCUGAGCUUGCAGCUGGACCACCGGCGGCGAAAGGCGGCUACCAAGAGCCGAGCCAUCCCUCCGGUUCUUCGCAGGUCCCACUCCACAGGAUCCAAUCCCGUCAGCUACCACGACAUGAUGCUCGUCCUCGCGCAGCCACCACUGUCAUCGCCGCUACCGCCACCGCCGCCACCCUGCCACCGCGACUCGGGCUUCCUCCUCGCGCCCAACAAUUCCGCCGAGCUCUCCACGAUCCUGUGCAACCUCCGCGAGGACCAGCGCGAUCACGAGUUCGUGGUGCUCGAUUUUGAGGUGGUGGAGGAGCCAUGCUCGUCGUCCGGGAAGAUCGAAACCGGCGUCUCGAGCUACGCCGCCUCUUCUUCUUCGUCAGCUUCGUCCAGCGAUCGCAGCGGCAGUAGCGUUAGCAGCAGCCGACCGCUGCUGUGGGUUCGAAAGUCUGGAUCUUUCAAGGCGUCGCUCAAGAGGUCCUUGUCAGCCGGGCGGGUUUUCUCGUUUCGCAACUUUGGGAGGAGUAGAUCCCAGUCCCAGCCUUGAAACAGAGCCUCGCUCCCCAUACUUUACUCGAACACACAGUGGACGAGCGAGCGUUCUUCUCCAACCUUCGAGUCCAAGGAUUAGUGAGCUUCUAAAAAAGCUGGUAUUCUAUACGAUCGAAGUCACCUCACGGAAUUUUUCCCAUCUAAAGGCCCCGCCUUUGGGAAGACGCCGCCUAGCUACCAGUCUUCGAAAACUUUGACAAGGAGAGCUAGCACUAAACAAAGAGAACAAAGAAAAGAAGAGAUUAGUGACAAAGAUGAAGGUUCUAUUGGUGAAA